Molecule: messenger RNA, 1512 nt
Organism: Trichoplax adhaerens
Lineage: Eukaryota; Metazoa; Placozoa; Uniplacotomia; Trichoplacea; Trichoplacidae
Exons: 11
Coding region: 1-1512 (503 amino acids)
Biological process (GO): microtubule cytoskeleton organization; microtubule-based movement
Cellular component (GO): centrosome; cytoplasmic dynein complex
Molecular function (GO): dynein heavy chain binding
Source: RefSeq, a predicted model, not a curated record
AUGGCGUUGGUAGUAGAACAAGCGGAUAGAAAUAAAUCAUUUGCUGAACAUGAAGACUUGUGGUCUGCUAUCUUAGGCGAGGUAUUAGAUGCAUCAAAAACAAAAUUAUCUGGCAACAAAUCAGUAUUGGUUGUUGGUCAUGAUGGUAGCGGAAAAUCCACUUUAAUUAGUCGUAUGAAAAACAUAGAAGAGAAAGAAAAAUAUCAUUGUUCGGGCUUGGAUUAUCGAUAUAUCGAUGUUGAUGACGAAGACAGUGACGAGAUAUAUCGCUUUGGUGUAUGGAUCCUACAUGGGAAUGCCGAACAUAAAUCUUUGCUCAAAUUUGCUAUUAACAAUGAUAAUUUGCGUGAUACAGCAGUCGUUCUAGUAGUUGACUUAUCUAGACCUUGGGAGGUGAUGUCGUGCCUCACUGGUUGGACAAAAGUUUUAAAAGAACAUAUGCAGUCACUGAAUAUCGAUAAAAAUGUAAUAGAAGAAAUGAAAAGUAACAUUGUAAAUCAAUUCCAAGGAUAUUCUGAAGUGGCAGAUGAUGCUGAUAAAUCCCUAAAAGAAGAAGAAAAAGUAUAUCUACCACUUGGCGAAGACGGUGCUACGCUAGCCUAUACGACGCUUAAGGAAAAGAAAAACGUGGAUAUAUUACUACGAUACUUAUUGCAUAGACUAUAUGGGUUCUCCUUUAAGUAUCCGGCCUCUGUGGUGGAGAAAGAUACUAUAUUCAUACCUUCCGGUUGGGAUACCAUGAAGAAGAUUGGAAUCUUAUAUGAGCACAUGAAAUACUUUUCUCCUGAUGACGCAUAUGAAGAACGUAUCAUAAAGCCUCCAUCAACGAAGGCUAUAAGCGAGUCUGUUCAAGUUGUAGCAGAAGAUGACCAGAUAUUUUUAUCUAAGCAGCAGUCUAUCCUAGGCGUAGCAAAGCCAUCGGUAGCUUCUCUACUCAACAGGCCUCCAUUAGGAGCAGCAGCUGUCGGUGGUGUGUCUGCCGCUACUUCUACUGCUAUUACUAACGCUGCUACAGCCGGAAACAACUCUGCAGAUACUGUGGGAUCCACAAUAGCGGCUAAAGUUGCAUCAGCUGCUAGCAUAUCCCCUCGCGCCGGUGGUCAAUCACCGAGAACCAACUUAUCUUCUGCAGCACCAAAAGUACCACUUGCAAUUGGAUCAACAGCUGGGGCAACCACUAACAAAACUGCGCUAUCAGCCCUGAUGAAGAAACCGGGAGAUACUGCUAAAGCUGGAGCAGCUGCUGGAUCGAGCGAAGGCGUUUUAGCAAAUUUCUUCAGCAGUUUACUCAACAAAAAAUCGGGCGCUGGUGGAAGUGCUGGCACUACUAGUGCAAAUACACCAACACCUACAUCACCUCCAGCUACAACUACCAGUGCCAGUCGACCAACACCCCCCGCUACAUCCGGCUCUAGCACUACAUCAAAGGCAUCGUCGAGUGAGAGAGCAAGUGUUUUGGUUAAGGAUCUAAUGGCGAAAAGGAUUGCUGUACGACAAAAUGGAAACUCUUGA